Hypanus sabinus (Atlantic stingray) is the source of this 2159-nucleotide messenger RNA. RefSeq names its product neurofilament light polypeptide-like. Gene Ontology annotation, biological process: neurofilament bundle assembly. The transcript has 4 exons. The record is from RefSeq and is a predicted model, not a curated record. Gene Ontology annotation, cellular component: cytoplasm; intermediate filament; postsynaptic intermediate filament cytoskeleton. The coding region runs from base 29 to 1756 and encodes 575 amino acids. Lineage: Eukaryota; Metazoa; Chordata; Chondrichthyes; Myliobatiformes; Dasyatidae. Gene Ontology annotation, molecular function: structural constituent of postsynaptic intermediate filament cytoskeleton.
GCGGAGCAGGUCCAGCACACACGCCACCAUGAGCACCGCCAGCUACGAGUCCUAUUUCCACGCUCACCGACGGCGCUAUGGGGACAGCUCCGUGCCCCGGUCCUACGGAACUGUCCAGCAUUUCAGGAGCGGCUACGGCGGGAGCCCCUACGGCGGGAGCCCCUACGGCGGGAGCAGCUACGGCGGGAGCAUGAAACCUUCCUACACAACUUACUCAGUGCCGGCUUUUGCCAUCAGGAAAGCCCAUAGCGCCACUUCGACCUUAAUGUCCUCGAUGGAUAACUUCGAUCUUAGCCAGGCGACCGUGGUGAGCAGCGAGUUCAAGGCACUGAGGACCCAGGAGAAAGCUCAGCUCCAGGAUCUGAACGACCGUUUCGCCAGCUUCAUCGAGAAGGUGCAUGAGUUGGAACAGCAAAACAAGGUGCUGGAAGCCGAGCUCUCUCUCCUGCGCCAGAAACAGGGCGGGCCCUCCAGACUGAAAGGCAUCUACGAGCAGGAGCUGAGGGACCUGCGCAUGGCUCUGGAUGAUGCCAAGCAUGAGAGGCAGGCAGCUCAGAACGAGAGGGACCACUUGGAAGACGCCCUGAAGAACCUGCAAAACCGCUACGAGGAGGAGGUGCUGAACCGGGAGGAUGCCGAGGGCAGGCUGAUGGAAGCGAGGAAAGGCUCGGACGAUGCAGCUUUGGCGAGGGCCGAGGUGGAGAAGAAGAUCGACAGCCUGAUGGACGAGAUCGCCUUCCUGAAAAAGCUCCACGAAGAGGAGAUUGCCGAGCUGCAGGCUCAGAUUCAGUACGCUCAGGUGACGGUGGAGGUGGACAUGGCCAAGCCCGACCUGUCCUCUGCCCUGAGGGAGAUCCGGAGCCAGUACGAGAAGGUGGCUGCGAAGAACAUGCAAUCAGCCGAAGACUGGUACAAGAGCCGCUUCGCCAUGCUCAGCGAAAGCGUCUCCAAAGACAACGACGCCACUAAGCAGGCCAAGGACGAGGUUGCGGAAUAUCGGCGCCUUGUCAAAGCCAAGACCCUGGAAAUCGACGGCGUGAGGGGGAUGAACGAGGCGCUGGAGAGGCAGCUGCAGGAACUGGACGAGAAGCAGGGCGGGGAGAUCAGCGCACUGCAGGACGCUAUCAGCCAGCUAGAAAACGAACUCAGGACCACCAAGAACGAGAUGGGACGCUACCUGAAGGAGUACCAGGACCUUCUAAACGUGAAAAUGGCCUUGGACAUCGAGAUCGCAGCCUACAGGAAGCUGCUGGAAGGCGAGGAGACACGGAUCAACUAUGCCAACGUUGGGAGUGUGAUCAGCAGCUACACCCACACCCAGAGCGCGCCUAUCUUUAGCAGACCCAGCUACUCCCUGCAAAGCAGCUCCUACAUGUUGUCCAGCAGACCCACAAUCUUCAGUGCUUAUUCCAGCAGUCAGGCUGAGGAAGAAAUCAUACAGCAAGCCCAGGCAUUCUCAGAGCAAAUGGAACCUCCCGCAGAUGAGGCUGAAGAAGCGGAAGGUGAAGGUGAGGAAGAGGGAGGAGAAGAGGAAGGAGGAGAAGAAAAUGGUGAAGAGGCAGAAGAAAAAGAGGAAGAAGGUGGUGAUGAAGAAGAAGACAAGAAGGAGGAUGAGGCCGAAGGUGAGAGUGAAGAGAAGGAGGAGAAGGAAGAGGAGGAAGAGGAGAAAGGAGAGAGUGAAGAGCAGGAAGAAAGUAAAGAGAAUGGAGAUGCAGAUGAUGAGAAGAGUUCAACAAAGGAUGAAGAAAAGAAGUAGGAGCUGAAUAAAGAGAAGUUAUAGGGUGUUGAUUUGCAAAAUGGGAACCUACCCCAGCCAUUCAAUCAAAUGAACCAAAGAUAUAAUGCAAAAUGAUCCAAUGAAAGUUUAAUGCUUUAUGUAUUAAGAUUGACUCAGCACAAAAUGUAAGAAAAAUAAUGAAAUGCGUGUGCAGAUUGUAAACAUAAUGAUGUGUAAGCAUGGUUAAUGAGGAAUGCAAGCCAUGCAGUGAAUACAAUUGACAUACAUGCCAGAAAUACUAGAACAAUAUAGUAUUGUCAUUAUGCAGUAACUAUAAAAGCAGGGAUAAAUGUGCAAUUAUUUAGAAAAGUUACACAGGACAAUAUGAUAUGUUUGCGAUAGGUUGAGUCACAAUGGAUGGUGCAAUCAACAAUAAAUACAA